AUGCAUCUAGGAUAUGGAGGGAUUUUAACAGGGAAUUGGGUUAUAAACUCAUAUAUAUAUAUAUACAUAGUAAAUAUUGUGUAA
Molecule: messenger RNA, 84 nt
Organism: Spirodela intermedia
Lineage: Eukaryota; Viridiplantae; Streptophyta; Magnoliopsida; Alismatales; Araceae
Source: the annotation of a GenBank genome assembly